CGUACUGGCCCGACCCGGCCCAAGUCUCAAUAUUACCCACCACCCUCCGAAUCAGAUCAUCAUCAUCAGUCUCGAACUCUGCCGUAGUGUAGCACAGUACACUCCCGCGGUCCCACCAGCUCAACUCAAGUCGGCAGAUCCGUCCGCCGCCUGCGCUCCCACGCCAUUCUCUGCCGACGAGAGCUCCGCCGCAGAUUUGCUCCCCCGGAUCUGCUGUCGAGAUGGAUAGAGAAGCCAAGAAAGAAGGUUUUAGGAAGUAUCUUGAAUCCAGCGGCGUGCUCGAUACUCUCACGAAAGCUCUUGUUGCGCUGUAUGAGGAGAACGACAAGCCAUCAUCUGCAGUCGAGUUUGUUCAGCAGAAAUUGGGUGGUCCAUCGAUUUCCGACUAUGAAAAGCUCAAAGCCGAGAAGUUGGAUUUGCAACUGAAGUAUAAUGAGCUUUUGGAGACUCACAAGGAAACAAGUAGACAGGACAGCUGAAUGUUGGGCUGGGCUGUGUGCGCUGUGGUGUGCUCGCACCUCACGUUGCCAUGGGAAUAUCAGUACAAGCUGCUUUACUUGUUAAGUAGUUAUUCACAGAGCUACAGAAAAAUAAGUUCUGCUAGAUUAAAUAGUUCUUUUAGAUCAUCUAGAUGGAAAUAGUUGCCUUACCAUUUCCAGUCGAAGCAAAGUUUACAUUUGA
Molecule: messenger RNA, 681 nt
Organism: Triticum dicoccoides
Lineage: Eukaryota; Viridiplantae; Streptophyta; Magnoliopsida; Poales; Poaceae
Product: c-Myc-binding protein homolog
Exons: 5
Coding region: 222-479 (85 amino acids)
Biological process (GO): regulation of DNA-templated transcription
Cellular component (GO): nucleus
Molecular function (GO): transcription coactivator activity
Source: RefSeq, a predicted model, not a curated record